CGAUCAAACGUCAAACAAUCACCUUCCAUGUGACUGUGAGGUUAAACACAUGUUAAUCGCCAAACGUGCCAAAAAAUUGUAAAAGAUGAGAACAGGGUUAAAAAAAAUUGUGUGUGGGAUGUCAGGAGGGGUUGAUAGUUCAGUAGCAGCAUAUAUGCUUAAAAAAAGAGGACAUGAGGUGAUUGGAUUAUUUAUGAAGAACUGGGACAUUGCUGAUGAGAAAGGGAAGUGUUCCUCUGAUGCUGAUAGAGAAGAUGCACAAUAUGUCUGUGACCGUCUGCAGAUCCCAUUACAGGAUGUUAAUUUUGUUAAAGAAUAUUGGAAUGAAGUUUUUAGUACUUUGAUAAAAGGUUAUGAGAAUGGUUACACACCCAAUCCAGAUGUACUAUGCAACAAGCACAUUAAGUUUAAACACUUCUUUGAUCAUGCUAUAGACAACAUUGAAGCUGAUGCCAUAGCAACUGGACAUUAUGUCAAAACAAGUGUGUUUGAAAACUUAGAACAUCCUGAUACAAGUGAAGGUAUAAAAUUAAUGUUACCAUUAGAUCAGUGGAAAGACCAAACACUUUUCCUCUCUCAGAUACCGCAAAGAGCUUUACAGAAAUCUGUUUUUCCACUUGGUGAUAUACUCAAAAAAGACGUCAAAAAGAUUGCAGAGUCAAUUGGGCUGGAUAGAAUUGCCAAGAAAAAAGAAAGUAUGGGUAUAUGUUUUAUAGGCAAGAGAAACUUUCAGUCUUUUGUAGAACAGUAUAUAGAACAAAAGCCAGGAAAUUUUGUAGAUGUUGAAACUGGUGAAACUGUUGGCACCCAUAAAGGAGCACAUUAUUGGACAAUAGGACAAAGAACACACCUCUCUGGACUUGAUAAAGCAUACUUUGUGUCAUCUUUUGAUAUAGCUUCACAAACUGUUUAUGUGGCAAAAGGAACAGAUCAUCCAGCAUUAUUUUUUGAGACUUUAUUUACCGAACCAGUUCAUUGGAUUCAUCGUCCUCCUCAUGAUCUUAUUCAGAACCAGAUGUGUGAUGUGGGUUUUAGAUAUCAACAUGUCCAUCCAAUUAGUCCAUGUACAUUAACAUUAAGUGGCGGGAACAGUUUAAUUGUAUCCCUUGCUCAGCCAAUGAGAUCUAUUGCAGCUGGGCAGUAUGCAGUGUUUUAUAAAGACAAUGAGUGUUUAGGAAGUGCACGAAUACUACGUACUGGUCCGUCAUUAUAUGUUUUAAAUUACAAAGAUAGAGUUAAAAUUGCUAAAGGAUUUUCAUGAUA
Messenger RNA from Mytilus trossulus (common blue mussel), 1263 nucleotides. Its product is annotated as mitochondrial tRNA-specific 2-thiouridylase 1-like. Bases 86 to 1261 code for a protein of 391 amino acids. Gene Ontology annotation, biological process: tRNA wobble position uridine thiolation. Gene Ontology annotation, molecular function: sulfurtransferase activity. The record is from RefSeq and is a predicted model, not a curated record. Gene Ontology annotation, cellular component: mitochondrion. The transcript is spliced from 8 exons. NCBI's taxonomy places the organism in Eukaryota, Metazoa, Mollusca, Bivalvia, Mytilida, Mytilidae.